This is a messenger RNA of Clonostachys byssicola, 459 nucleotides long. NCBI's taxonomy places the organism in Eukaryota, Fungi, Ascomycota, Sordariomycetes, Hypocreales, Bionectriaceae. The record is from the annotation of a GenBank genome assembly.
AUGCGCUUCUCCGCCGCCUGUAUUCCAUUUCUAGCGUCUUUGGUAACUGCUCGGCCCGACUAUGGAGGAGAAGGAAAGGUCACUGUUUCCGACCUAAAACUUCACAAAGUCGCGAUCCCUGUCGGCUUCACCAUCCAGAAUCUCUCUUUCAAGUUGAGUGGAGACAAAGAAAAGAACAUCGAGUGUUCAGCGGAGAAUCCGCCCUGGCCCGAAGUCUCCUUCAUGCGUUGCGGCAAUUCUCAGUAUUCAUUUGCCCUCUUGCCCCGCGACGAGAGUCCCGAGAUCCUCCUCAUGAUUUACCACGACGUUGGUGACAGGAGGGCGGAUUUACGCGGGGGAAUUGUUCUGAACCUCCACUGCCGCCGCCGAGGCGAUGAGCCGGUCGAUGAUGAAUGCACGCAAGACCGUCCCCUCACUUUUCGUAUCGACGGCCCUAUUGCUGACUACCGCUGGCGCGAC